AUUACAAAUUAUUCCUACUUAUCUUAAAAAUAAAGUAGAAAUCUGGUAUAAUAAUGCUAACCAACAACAAGCUUUUGGAUAUUGGGAUGCACUAAACCAAGCUAAUACUACUGAGCUAACUCACUGUGUACAAGAGCUAUCUAAAACUGUAGACCAAUAUACUAUGCAUCUACAUGAAUUAUAUUGUCGAUUAGAAACAAAUACUAAUGUUUACCCAGAAAUAGAAAAAGUUCGUAAAUUUACUACUGGUUUAAGAACAGAAUUACAAAUAGUAGUACGUCCAUUUGGUAAAAAUACUUGGAAUGGAGUAGUUAACAGAGCAAAAACCUGUGAACUUACUUGCUAUAAUACUGCAAUAUAUAUUGCUCCUAAUCUUAACAAUAAUAUUAUUACUCCAACUCCUACAUCUUCUAAUUCUGUUGAAAUUAUAAUAGAAGCUCUCACCAAAUAUAUAAAAAAUCUUGAAAAGAAAAUUGAAAAGAAAUUAAAAACAACAACU
This is a messenger RNA of Racocetra persica, 499 nucleotides long. Lineage: Eukaryota; Fungi; Glomeromycota; Glomeromycetes; Diversisporales; Gigasporaceae. The record is from the annotation of a GenBank genome assembly.